Penaeus vannamei (Pacific white shrimp) is the source of this 740-nucleotide messenger RNA. The record is from RefSeq and is a predicted model, not a curated record. Lineage: Eukaryota; Metazoa; Arthropoda; Malacostraca; Decapoda; Penaeidae.
CCGCGCAUCCCCCCACGUCUCGCGGGGCAUGAGCGAGCGCCGCCACGACAUGGAGCGCCGCCUGGUCCUCCUGCUGGUGUCCAUCAUCGUGGCGUUCUUCGUGACCAACAUCCCGGCGGCGGUGCUCUCCCUCACCUUCAGCGACGACAAGAGGAACAACCUCAACUUCCAGAUCUUCCGCGCCAUCGCCAACAACCUCGAGUUCCUGAACUUCGGUCUCAACUUCAUCCUGUACUUCCUCUUCAGCAAGGACAUUCGAAACGCCUUCACGACGCUCAUCAAGAGGGCGAUAGACCGAGUCAAGGAGGGGAUCGAAGGCUCGAGCAGCAAGUAUGCCGCCACCAAUCUAUGAUAACCUGAGAUGGCGGAAGUUUAGUUUAGUUUAGUCCUUGAUUUAAGAGCUCCGGCUUAACCGCACGGGGCGUGGGUGGAAAUUUGAUACAUUUGAUAUUUGAAACUAACAUUAUAUCCUAUUAUGCUAAAGUUUUAGAAUAUGAUUAUAUCUUACACUGUGUCAGUUACGAUAAAAAUGAUCACCUGGCUCUUUUACCUCAUAAUAAAUGGCCUGAAUGGAUGCGUCACUGGGAGCGAAGAGAUAGUGAAAUCUGGCGAAAAAUGUCCGUAGACUUUAUGGUAAGCCACGGAACGGGAGGGUGGUGAAAUCGGGGUAGAAUUCCCGUAGAUUAUUGAUUCUUGUACUAUUUCGUAAGAAAUGUGAUCUAGCAUGUAUAGUUCUUGAG